GCAAUCCAAUCCAAUCCCAACAGCAACACAGACGCAUUUGAUCAAUGCAUUUGAUGCUGAUUUGAUGCGGUUUGAUGAUUCGAUGCUUGGCGGAGUGCACAGUCAGGGGGGUUCUCAGCGUGAUUCAAGCUAAGAGGCGGUGUCUCCGACAGUCAUGAGCGUCGAAAACAGACCACCUCGUCUGGAGAACCUGGACAACUCGGCGGCGCGACGUCCCGCCGAUGAAGAGGACGCCAACGGCGGGGGGGCGAGUGGCUCUGCGUCACCCGUCGCGCCCCCCGACCUCGCGGACUCCGACGACGACGACCUUCACGACGUCAUGACGGCCUCCUACAGCGAGAUCUGUCUGGACGAGGACGACGACGGGGAUCUGCUUCCGGGCGAGAUCUCCGACCUAGCCGAAGUCCAAGACGCCACGCAGGGCAUCAACCGACUGGUCGACGAAAUCAACCGCGAAGAAGACCGUGACGGCGCCCAACCGAGGCCGCAGACGCUUGGCUUGAGGUCGCCUCCGGUGGCUGGGUCGUCGGCCCGCUGCCGGCCCGUGUCGGACAGUCAGGCGACCAGUCCGUGCUCGUCCAUGCUCAGUGCCGAAGAGGCGCUCGAAGACGGCGCUUUGGUGCACGGGAGGUACGGCAGCGAGGCGAGCGGUCUGUCCGAUCUUCAAGGGACGCUGACGUACGAGGGUGACAUGGUCAACUUCGUCGCCGAAGACUUGCAGGAGAAGAUCAAGCUGAGCAGCCCCGUCACCAAGUUGGCAGAGGGCCUGCCGUCGUUCCCGACGUCGCGCUCCUCCACUCCCAGCCUGUACAAGCAGCUGCUCGCUCCGCAGCUUGCCCUCGUGGACCCCACGGUGUUGGCCGACCUGGAGGGCGAAGCAAGGACCGUGGCCGCUUCCGUCGACUCCCUGCUUCAGAGCCUCAGCGCAAACAUGCACAGUAUCUCGUCCAUGACCGUCGACUGCAUUCGCCUGUAUGAAAGAGGAAUGUGCAAGACGUGCGAUGUGGCAGACUCAAACAUCAAGGCAAUGUACCAGCUGAUGGCCAAACACGAAGAAGUGAGCAACUCCAUGAAGCCCCUGUACAGCCUGGCAAACCAAGUCAAAAACAUCAAGAAGCUGUUGGAUCACUUCGAGAAUGCCGUGGAAGGAAAGACCUGACACCAAACGUUUUCAGAGAGCAACAUAUUUUCUUUAUUUAUGGCGUCUAUUAAAAGAUGUUGCAUUA
Molecule: messenger RNA, 1226 nt
Organism: Ixodes scapularis (black-legged tick)
Lineage: Eukaryota; Metazoa; Arthropoda; Arachnida; Ixodida; Ixodidae
Gene: BORCS6
Product: BLOC-1-related complex subunit 6
Exons: 5
Coding region: 155-1159 (334 amino acids)
Biological process (GO): lysosome localization
Cellular component (GO): BORC complex
Source: RefSeq, a predicted model, not a curated record